Thermochaetoides thermophila DSM 1495 is the source of this 972-nucleotide messenger RNA. RefSeq lists its product as uncharacterized. The transcript has a single exon. NCBI's taxonomy places the organism in Eukaryota, Fungi, Ascomycota, Sordariomycetes, Sordariales, Chaetomiaceae. Bases 1 to 972 code for a protein of 323 amino acids. The record is from RefSeq and is a predicted model, not a curated record.
AUGGAGCCGGUCCCCGAGACUAAGAAGCUGGAGGAAUUCCAGUCCUCUCCCGUCCCCGCCCUCAAGGUGGCCGAGCCAGCAAACGACGCUCCCAUCUACCCUCCCGAGUUCCAACACCUGCGGAAGACAGCCGCAAUCCGUCUCUCGACCGACCCGGUUCCUUGUUCUCCCAGCUCGCCAUCGUGGACUCUUCCCCCAUUGCCAUACCGGCCUCGUGCUUCCUCGCCCUUGUCUAGCAACCAUGUGAGGUCUCGCUCGGCCAACCUGGCACCGCCCAUGUCGCGCACCCAGUCCAUGCCCACACCGAGCUGCACCGGCAGCCUGCUCUACAACAACAUGCGUCCGCAGAGCCCGAGCUCGCCCAGCCGCAUCCGCAUCCCCCGCAAGUUUGUCGAGGAGUCCUUCCCGUCCUCUCCAACCCGCAUGUCGGUCCUCGACCCCGAGCGCCGUCUCUGCGAGCGAAGCAGUUCUCCCAACCUGGCCGCCACGACCAGCCUGGGCCCGGUCCCACGUCUCCGUCGACCCUCCUCACCGCUCUGCCAGGUCUCGAACGCGAACUCGACCACGAGCGUCUCUGUCCCCGCCACACCUUCCUCAGUCUCAGCAUCCCCUCUCUACCGUCCCUACGACACCUUCCCAACCAGCUACCCGUCGUCCUACUACGCAGCCUCCUCCGUCCCGUCGACCCCGACGUCCAUCCGGUCUAGGAGCCCCAGCAUUUCGAGCCUCGAGACGAUUCCCGACUCGCCGGACGCUGAAGAAGCUGCUCUGGAGGCCGAGCGCAUCGCGCAGCUCAAAGCUGCCGCUGAAGCUUCUGAGGGCGGCACGGCGAAGCCUAGGCCAGGGUUGGACGCGCCUCUGCGUGGACGCACGCUCGGCGGGUUCAGCUCGCGCGAUAAGAGGAAGAGGUGGAGUGUCUGUGGUGCAGAGAGACGGCAGGAUUUUGAUUUGGAAACUAUUUGGGAGGAUUAA